This is a messenger RNA of Botrytis cinerea B05.10, 1822 nucleotides long. It is a transcript of the gene Bccel5A, whose product is annotated as Bccel5A. The record is from RefSeq and is a predicted model, not a curated record. Lineage: Eukaryota; Fungi; Ascomycota; Leotiomycetes; Helotiales; Sclerotiniaceae. The transcript is spliced from 2 exons. Gene Ontology annotation, molecular function: hydrolase activity, hydrolyzing O-glycosyl compounds. Gene Ontology annotation, biological process: glucan catabolic process. Bases 325 to 1599 code for a protein of 424 amino acids.
GCGUCAUAAUCACAUAUUGUUCAUCUGUUUACAGAAUUUGAGCGAACCGCUGAGUCCCGAAAAAGAAAAGUGUCAUGAAAUUAAGUACAAAGAGGGUCCGGAGCGUUUGUUACCAUUAGAAUAGGACAUCAACCCCAAAUGAGAGGGGGAAUGAGGUUAAUUAAUCGAUGGAGUGGAGAAUCGUGAGAUCUCAUCUCAUCAACUUUCCCGAUAAAUACUUCCUCCUCCCGAUAUAAGCUUCCCUUUUUCCUCUUCCUUACCACUCUCACUAAAGUCAUUCAUUCAUUCAUUUUUUUCAGUCGCUCUCUUUUUCCAUUUUACGCUAUGCGUUUCACAAACUUUGUUUUGGCAGCUGGCCUUACAGCAACCGCAUUCGCAGCUCCGGUAGCUGUUAGAGAUGAGGAUGAUAACUGUGUUGCUGAUUACGAUGAGACCACUUCCGCUGCCGUUGUAGCUCAAACCACCCUUCCUUCUUCCUCUGCCGCUGUCGUUGCCGCCACUUCAGUUGCACCAUCAAGCAGUGCUGUCAAGACCUCUGCCGCUGUUGUCCAAGCUUCAUCAGCCGCUAGUCCGGUAGUUGCUAGCUCUUCCCCAGCUGCUACUUCAUCCACCAAGGCCGCUUCCUCCACCAAGGCCGCUGUCGCCGCUGCAUCAUCGGGCAGCACAGCUGCCGGAAAGUUGAGAUGGAUCGGUGCCAGCGAAUCUGGAGCUGAAUUUGGACAAGGCAACCUUCCAGGUGUUGUUGGAACCGACUACACCUUCCCAAACACUACCGCCAUUCAAACUUUGAUUGAUGGUGGCAUGAACAUCUUCCGUGUUCCAUUCCUUUUCGAGCGUAUGGCCCAAAGCAGCAUCACCGCUAGCCUCGACGCCACUUACCUUGCUAGCUACAAGGAGGUCAUCGAUUACAUUACCGCAGCUGGUGCAACUGCAGUUAUGGAAGCUCACAACUAUGGACGUUAUGACAAUAACAUCAUCACUUCCACCUCCGACUUCGGUACCUUCUGGGGCAACUUCGCUACCGAGUUUAAAGACAACUCCAAUGUUAUCUUUGACUGUAACAACGAGUUCCACGAUGAGCCUACAGCUACCAUCUAUGCCGAGCUUAACCAAGCUUGUGUUACUGCUAUCCGUGGCGUUGGCGCAACCUCCCAAUACAUCUUUGUUGAGGGAACUUCUUACACUGGUGCCUGGACCUGGGUUUCAUCUGGAAACUCUGUUUCCAUGUUGAACAUCACCGACCCUGAAGACAAGCUUGUCUACGAAUUCCAUCAAUACCUCGACUCUGAUGGAUCCGGAACCUCUGCCACCUGUGUUAGCAGCACCAUUGGUGCUGAGCGUAUCGCCGAUGCUACCGCAUGGCUCAAGGCCAACAACCUCAAGGGUGUCAUUGGAGAAUUCGCCGGUGGUGUCAACGCUGACUGUGAAUCUGCUAUCUCUGGUAUGUUGGAUGCUUUGGCUGCCGAUAACGAGUACUGGUUGGGUGCUUUGUGGUGGGGUGCUGGCCCAUGGUGGGGUGAUUACAUCUACGCUUUCGAGCCACCUACCGGUGUUGCUUACAAACAAUACUUCGACACCCUUGUCAGCUACGUCGCAUAAGCGUAUGUAGAUAAGAUGUAUGAUUAGGGGUUGAGGGGAAGGAUUAUGGCUGAGGAAGUGGUUUCUGAUUCGUCUUGUACAUAAGUAUUAGCAUGGACCCUUGUGGAGGUAUUUGCUCAAAGGGGGUGUUUUAGCGGAAGACAAAAGAGGGCGGAAUUAAAUCUCAAUCCGUUUUCAACUUUGAAAAUCUUGAUCCAACAUUGUGAUUCCAUGUAUUUGUGCA